AGGAGAUGACCAGAGACUGCGGACACGGUACAGGAGAUGACCAGAGACUGCAGACACAGUACAGGGAUGACCAGAGACUGCAGACAGUACAGGGAUGACCAGAGACUGUGGACACAGUACAGGGAUGACCAGAGACUGCGGACACAGUACAGGGAUGACCAGAGACUGCAGACACAGUACAGGAGAUGACCAGAGACUGCGGACACAGUACAGGAGAUGACCAGAGACUGCAGACACAGUACAGGAGAUGACCAGAGACUGCGACACAGUACAGGGGAUGACCAGAGACUGCGGACAGUACAGGGAUGACCAGAGACUGCGGACACAGUACAGGGAUGACCAGAGACUGCGGACACAGUACAGGGAUGACCAGAGACUGCAGACACAGUACAGGGAUGACCAGAGACUGCGGACACAGUACAGGAGAUGACCAGAGACUGCAGACACAGUACAGG
Molecule: messenger RNA, 455 nt
Organism: Staurois parvus
Lineage: Eukaryota; Metazoa; Chordata; Amphibia; Anura; Ranidae
Source: the annotation of a GenBank genome assembly